CUUUUCUGCUGCUGCUGCGCUUCAUUCCUUCUCUCCCUCUUCCUCACGCCUCACUUACCAUCACCAUCAUUUUUUUUUGGUUGAUGCUGCACGCACGCACCUCUCCUGCGCCUCAUUCCUUCUCUCCCUCUCUCCUCACGACUCACUCACCCAUUCUUCAUUAUCACCAUCCUUUUUUUUUUUUUUGGCUGCUGCUGCGUAGAAAGAGUGAGGCGGCCGCCCCUUUUCCUUCCAACUCCAACCUUCACAAUCCGGUGAAUCUUUCCCUCCAAUCCGGCCACCCCCCUAACUAGAUCUCCCCCAUUAACAACCAACCACCCAAUCUGACCAUCUCCCAAAAAAAAUGGUGCUUUCCUCUUUCAGUUCCAGAUCUGGUGGUUGACCGACGUUUUUAGUUCCAGAUCCGUGACAGAAACACUGAAAACAUCGAAGCCUAAAUCCUUAUUCUUCUGAAAGAAGAAGAAAUUGAUGAUAUCGAUGCUCGAUUGAAUGUUUUUGCAAAGUUUGUUUUCGUGUAUAAUUUUUCUCCUUUUUGGUUUCUGGAGUUUUUGCUGCAACUUUAUUUUGUUGUUUUCGGUUUAAUUGGUUGGCUUUGUGCUGAUAAAACAUGUUUUUAGUGGAGGAUGAUUGUUUGAAAAAACUGAACGCUACUGGAAACUUAUGAAAUCUGAAACCCGAAGUUCUGCGUUUCUGUGAUUCUUGAUUCGGUUGAAACGGGCACCGAAUCGAAAAACUGAUUGCUUAUUCGACUAGGCUCGGCUCAGUGAAAAUUAUUGUGCGAUUCGGUUUCGGGCGAUUCUUCUGAGAAGAAAAAUCCGAUUAACCCAAAUCGAUUAUCACCCGAACCGUUCAAAUCGCCCGAUCUGACAUCCCCUAGAACAGUACAUUCAUAUGCUUAAAAUUUCAAAGGAAAGUAGUAAUAGGGUUAGUCAUCCCCAUCACCGGGCUCGGGCUUAUGAUGUAUCACAUCGAUGUUGAUUUAAUGCGACAAUUGAGUUGCUUCUUGCCAAAAAAAAAGCUAUGUACACUGGUUUAACGACUUAAUAGGGGAAAAAAUGUUUAAAAGAAAAAGAGAGGAGGGAAGGAGAGUAGCGAAAUUAACAACCUGAGGAAGGAAUUGGGAGUUGGGACCCAAUAAAUAAAUUGUGAUGAUGGCGCGAUGAGUCGUGAAUUCCACUAUUCCAGAUGUCGCCCAGACGGAUUCCCGCCAAAUUGGCAUGCGUCUUUGUAGCCCAAACAGUGCCUUGAAUUUGUCGCAAUCCCUUUACGUUAUUGUUUUUCUCCAAAAUUAAAUUUUUUUAAAAAAUCUUGUAUUAUCUACUGACUUUGAUAGUCGUGAGAGCAGAGAGGGAAAGUUAAGAACAAACUUACUAAAAAAUAAUACUAGUACUAAGAAAAAGGCAAAAAAAGAAAGAAAAAAAAACACAACAAGAAAGGACCCACCGCCACGGCCCCCUGCACUCUCACCAGAAUCACUCAUCAUCGCCCAGACAGCGAUUCCUCCGAACCCUAAGAAUACAACUUUUCUGUUUUUUUCUUCCCAUUUCCCCCAACCCACAAGUUUGGAAUCCUUCCUCCAUUUUGAUUUAUCUCCUUUUAUAUCAACUCCACCUGUUUUGCUUUCCUUUUUUAUUCCAUAAAUUUAAUCAAUUAAUUAUUUCCCGAUGAAAUGGGCGAUGGAGGUGGAGGAGAUCGAAGCUGUGCUGGAGAAAAUUUGGGACUUACACGACAAGCUCAGCGAUGCCAUUCACUCCAUUUCCCGUGCCCAUUUCUUGAGUUCUGUUAAAUCCCACAAUCUCAAAUCCAACAACGCCGACGCCUUCCGACAUCCAAUGAAGAAAUCUCCGGAUGCUAACGGGUUUGUCUACUUCAAGGAUUUUACUGCUGGCUCCGACGCCGAUGACUCCGCCGCGAUUCAGGAAGCCAAGAGCCUCAACUCCAUCCGUACGGCCCUUGAAAAUCUCGAGGACCAACUUGAAUUCUUCCAUACCAUACAAACGCACCAGCGGGCUGAGAGGGAUGCUGCCAUUGCGCGCCUGGAACAAAGUCGUAUUGUACUUGCAAUGAGAUUGGCUGAACAUCAGGGCAAGAAAUGUAAAGUAAUUGAGGAGGCUCGAGCUCUUGUAGGAGAAGUACGCAAUGCCAGUUGCUUUCUUUCUCCUGAGAACACAUCAGAUGUGUCCCCAAGUGGUAAGAAAGUCUCAGAACAGGAAGGAAAAGGAUCAAAUGUGUUUGUUAAAGCACUCGUAUCUAGUGUUACCUUUGUUGGAAGGUUCCUUAAGUUGGAUCAUGUAGGUGGGGUUAUAGGGAAUUCAGCUCUGGUGGCUAUUAGUAUGCUUGCCUUGCUACAUCUGAAUCAAGUUGGUAUGAAAGAGAAAUACAUUCUGGAGCUGCCACCGAGUGCAGAAGUUGUGUACAACAGAGAUGUGACCAAAAUUUCUCAACACCAGGGUUCAUCCAGAAGCCGGCCUUCCCAGUUGGAUGUGUUACUUGCUAGAGGUUAAGUUUAUAAUCAGUGAGUUAAUAGGUAGUUAUGAAAAGAUUGUAGGGUUGCAUGCAUGUGCGUAACACGAAAAUUCAGGCAAAUGUUAUGCAGAGUUAACAGGAUAUAUUGCAUUGCUUAAGUAGGGAAACACAGAGGUUUUGGCAUGGCUUUGGUUUUGAUAUUGAUUUUCCAGCUUGCUGAGUAGUUGAUCACCCCAUUACAUUUCAUAUUAAUGAUGAUUGGAAUGUGUAAAUAGAUCAGAUUUCGUUUCAAAAGCUGUCUGAGGACUGAUUUCUUCCAUUUUAUUGGAGUGACCGUAAAUGGCUGUCGCCUUAUUGUUUUUGCUGUUGGAAAUCUUUUGGAGGGAGCUUAAGGGAAAGCUAUAAUCUUGGAUUGUGAUAUGAGUGACUGAACAUAUUAAAAAGGCCUAAUGUGGAGGCCCGAAUCAAAGUUUCUGUUGAAAAUAUCUGCCCUAAUUUGGUACUGGUUUUGCUUAAGGCGCAAAUGCUAUGCCGAAAAGUCCAAGACUUGGGCCUGUUCGUAUUCUUAAGUAGUUUGUCCAAUACUCAACAUUUCAACAGAUGACCAGUACGACUGCAACAAGUUCUGGUCCUUAGAUGACUAGUGCAAGAUUUGGGCCUUACAACAUAAGUAGAGAUCCGGUAGCUGGACAUAUGAAAAGAAAUCGAUUUCCUAGCUAACUAUAUCUAUACAAGAAUGAAAGAAUACACAACAUUCUAUCAAGUGCCACUGAUGCUG
Messenger RNA from Oldenlandia corymbosa var. corymbosa, 3244 nucleotides. NCBI's taxonomy places the organism in Eukaryota, Viridiplantae, Streptophyta, Magnoliopsida, Gentianales, Rubiaceae. The record is from the annotation of a GenBank genome assembly.